ACACGUCAUCUCCCAUCCUCCUCCAAUUCAACUCCAAUUCAACCCCAAUUCGUUUCAAUGCCUUAAGGUUAGGUACCUACAAACCUACAUAGUAGUAACCCAGGUCCCUAAAUUUCAACGGAUUUCACAUUUCAUUAUCAAACUUUCUUCAUUCUCCAGCCAGUCAUUUUUCUCAAAACAAUUCAACAGUAAACGAUCCUUGCCUAUAUCGUCAACCUUUCCAGUACUUGAAAUCCCAAGACUACCUAGUAUACUUGGUCUGUCUUAAUGUUUCGGCACCAACAGUUGACUUGUAAAUAGCAAUCAUGCCUUCCGCACUGGCGAUGUCAGCCCCAACCCCCAUUCUCGAAGUUCCUCCUCAUAAAACGCCUCAAUUGCAUCAUAAUCUCAAGCAUGAUAGCUCCGUGCUUGCGAUUGUAGUUGGAAACGAUAACAUUUAUGCCGGAACCCAGAAUGGAGAGAUUCUUGUGUGGCAAAUAGGCACCUUUCAGAGGCUCCAUCAAAUACAAGCCCAUAAGCGUAGUGUCAUGUGCCUUUUCCUAUCCGAUGAUGGCUCCCUCCUUUUUUCCAGUGCCAGCGAUCCAAUCGUCAAUGUUUGGUGCCCUCGCUCCAUGAACCGGCUCUACGAGAUAUACAGCACCAAUGACUCAUUCGGCGACAUAUUUUCCGUUUCCUACUCGUCCCAGCACGAAACCGUUUACUAUGGCGCGCAAAAUACGUCUAUCCAGUGGGUAAGCCUCAAAGACGCUACCAAACGCGUUGGCCACGAUUCAUCAAAUCACCCAGACCGGAGGAAUCAUCGAUUUUUCGAUUCCCGAGCUGUAGGGGGCGCGAGCACACCGCGACCUACUGAUGAGCGAUACGAUUUGAUACCCCGACCCUAUGUCGUGCUUGAAACAGAUCCGCGUGCGAAUAAAAUGUUUGCGCACUAUGGCUAUGUUUAUUGCAUGCUAAUGACGAAGGGUACCACCGCCUACACAGAACCAAAUGAGGACGUUCUGAUAUCUGGUGGCGGGGAUGGCACCAUCAAGGUUUGGAAGCUAGGUGGACAGGAUAUUGGUCCAGAUGGAUACGAAAAUGGCAUUGAAGAAAUCUUGGUUCUUGGUGACCAAGAUGCUAUGUCGGUCAUGUCCUUAACCGUGGACGGGUCUUUCCUAUAUAGUGGGAGGUUAGACGGCGUUAUUGAGCUAUGGGACCUGGACACGAGGCAAAAGUUGAGGGUGAUUAAAGCCCACAAAGGUGAUGUCAUGGCUCUACAGAUGGGAUGGGGCUAUUUAUGGAGCGCAAGUCGUGCUGGGACCGCCGGCAAGCAUAAUACCGUGCACUAUGGAAGCUAUCAGCGCGACUCGGCCCAGAACGUCAGCCAGAAAUAUCAAUGUUUGACCCAAUGGAAGGCACACGAUGGCAAAAUUCUGUCUUCGGCCAUCACCACUUACAAUGGACACCCGAUGUACAUUACAGGAGCCAACGACAACAAUGUCGCCAUUUGGAUGCUGGAAAACGAAGCAUCAGUCGAGCAGCCAUCUCAGGAAGAACACGAGGAUAUGAUGAUAACCUCGCUAAGGGAAUUUGUAUCAUUCAAGACCAUAUCCUCUCGCCCUGAGUACGCAGAAGACUGUCGCCGAGGUGCGAGCUUCCUUCGUACCUUAUUUAAGAAGCUCGGCGGUGACGUAGAGAUGUUAAGUGAUGACGAUAGCCUUCACCACCCCGUGGUGCUAGCCAGGUUCAGUGGGAAGCAAGAGCCUGCUGAGAAACGAAAAAGAAUACUUUUCUAUGGCCAUUACGAUGUGGUACCAGCAGAAACGAAGAAUGGAAAAUGGAGCAAUGACCCUUUUCAAUUAACCGGGACCAAUGGGUAUCUAUACGGCCGUGGAGUUAGCGACAACAAAGGCCCCAUUAUCGCUGCACUUUAUGCUGUAGCUGAUCUCAUGCAAGCCAAAUCUCUAGAUUCCGACGUGUUGUUCCUGAUCGAGGGGCAGGAAGAGUCGGGAUCUCGUGGUUUCAAAGAGAUCGUACGGAAAUACAAGAAUUGCAUUGGCAAUAUUGACUACAUUCUAUUAGCAAACAGUUACUGGCUGAACGACGAUACGCCAUGCUUAACUUAUGGCUUGAGAGGUGUCAUGCACGCAACCGUCUGUGUGGAGUCAAAGACUCCCGACUUACACUCUGGUGUGGACGGUUCGUACAUGGUUAACGAGCCGUUGUCUGACCUUAUGGUAUUACUCUCGAAGCUCAAGGGCCCUCACAAUCGCAUCAUGCUUCCUGGGUUCUAUGAUAGCAUAUUUCCCCUCACAGCCGAGGAAGAAGCUCGAUAUGAUGAUAUUCUCUCUGUUCUCAUGGAACAAGGUCAACCAGGCUUAUCUGCAGAUACCCUAAAAGCAAAUCUCAUGGCGCGCUGGCGGGAGCCAAACCUUACACAUCACAAGAUAAAGGUGUCCGGUCCCGAUGGCAGCUUGAUAAGCAGUCACGCAAAUGCCAAGAUCAGCGUUCGGCUCGUGCCUGGUCAGGAGGUAGAAGAAGUUACUAGCUCCUUGACCUCGUUCCUCGAGGAAGAGUUCCGCAAUCUAGAGUCCGACAACAAACUCAGUAUUCAAAUCGAUAACCAGGCUGAACCUUGGCUUGGCGAUCCUAGCAAUUACAUAUUCCGGACUCUGGAAGAAGCCCUCAAAGAAGCCUGGUCAUCUCUACUUUCCAGCAAGGGUGGUACGAAAGUCCGCAAGCCACUCUAUAUCAGAGAGGGGGGCUCCAUCCCUGCCAUUCGAUUCCUAGAGAAAGAGUUUGAUGCACCGGCAGCUCAUCUUCCCUGUGGUCAAUCUUCUGACUCAGCUCAUUUGAACAAUGAAAGACUCAGGGUUGUGAACUUACUCAAGAGUCGGGAGAUCUUCACAUAUGUGUUUAAGAAGCUGUAGAAAUAUAGCAUAUACCUAGUUUACCUAGGUACCAUGUGGUGGAUAUGUUCCCGUAGAAGAGGGCUAGAGAAAAAUAUCAUUGAUGUUAUUGGUGAUAUCACUUACCAUUUACUUCGGCGUCGGAGUGGAAAUAGAGGCAUGUGAUUUUGCGUUGUUUAGUGGAUUAUAGAAAUACAGAUACCCUUUUCACGAA
This is a messenger RNA of Hypoxylon fragiforme, 3102 nucleotides long. Its product is annotated as glutathione degradosome. Lineage: Eukaryota; Fungi; Ascomycota; Sordariomycetes; Xylariales; Hypoxylaceae. Gene Ontology annotation, molecular function: peptidase activity; protein binding. Bases 306 to 2909 code for a protein of 867 amino acids. The record is from RefSeq and is a predicted model, not a curated record. Gene Ontology annotation, biological process: glutathione catabolic process; proteolysis. The transcript is spliced from 2 exons.